CUAGGACUAUUAACGCUCAUGUGCAAAUCCAAUUCCCGUGUCAGCAGCCAUGUGAUUGAGGCCGCGGUGGUUCAAGCAGGCUGACCGCAGGGCUCGAAUAAUUCAAAAUUGAAGCCAGGCAGUGGUUUGUCAAAUUCAUUGACUCCUGGUUGCGUUGUGCUCCAUGUUGACUGCCCGUGCACAUCAUGCAUGUGUGUUGGUCCUCAUCUUAUCUGUGUUGGUGAUCGUCUUGGCGCUAUUCCGUGAGUCUUCAUUGGAAUUGAAUCCAACGCGCCAGAAAGAUAAGAUAGGAUUGGAUGACAGCGAUGUCAAGAUGGGUGAAUCUAGUGAAGGGCCACAACCAUCUAUAUUGGGCCAUGCCAUCAAGAGUUUCGGAUCUGUAGCAGAGAAGCUUGUAAGUCUUCAGUCCGGACCUGAGUCACUGGCGGAACAGGUGGUCAUCCCAGGCGCAGACUUCAAUAAGGAGAUCAACGAGGUCCUCAUGAUGUUCUGGCCUCACCUUAGCAGGAUGAUGGAGGACAUGUUGCAGAGCACUUUGCUACCGAAGCUGCAUGAGUAUCGAAUGCUAUCGAGCCUGAAAUUCAAGUCUCUAGAUCUUCAAAGUGACCAGCCAGCUGUUCAAAUUUUGGAGGUGCGAAAAAGUGGUGGUAGAGAUUUCAGGAUGACGCUCAAGGCCGAGCAUAACCUGACAAAGCGCAUCGACAUGGGCCUAGGCAUUGUUAGCUUUGGAGUUGUGAACGCUCGCGUGAGUGCCGAAGUAGUGGUUCGUUUCGACCAUCUUCUGGAUAGGAUACCCCUCGUUGGUGGCAUCGCCCUUCAGCUGGCUGAUUUACCCACUAUCGAUUAUGAGCUGAGCGGAUUGGCUGCACUCGUUGGUUUUCCAGGGAUCAAGGGAAUGAUUGCAGAUGCGAUCGACUCUGUGAUUGAGGAGCAGCUCAUGGGGCCCAACCGGUUUGCAUAUUCAUGGAGUGAGAGUGUGGAUAUCGAAAAGCUUAGACACCCGCCACCUGCAGGCGUGCUCCGUGUAGUUGCUGGCGACGGCACAAACGUAGCCAGUGCCCUCAGUUUGCGAUCCCAGCGCCACGGCAGCAACCCCGACAUGACUGAAGUUGAAGUCCAUCUCGGCAGCCAACGAGGCCUGCUAUCGCUGCGCAACGUGUCUGCAACCUUCAUGGUUUGGGAUGAAGGGCAGCGUGUCGGCGCAACUGUGUGGGACAAAAGUCCGCCCAUUAUUGUGCCAGGCUUCUUCCCAGAAGAUGCUCCAGAAAAGCAUGAGGUGGGAGGCCGCGUGGGCAUUAUACCGCGCAUUCCAGUUCGAGAAGCCCUAAAAGUUCGGCGGCAAGAUUUCCCUCUCGUGGAAGAUGAGGGUCAGAGCGCAUCGGGGGAUUUGGAAGAUUGGUUGUUUGCUGAACCAGCGGAUGUCGCAGGGCACUUGACGCUUGCUUUUGAAAUGCUUGCUAUCGUGCCUGCUCGUUCCGGUGAUUUUUUUAUUCUGAAGUGCCAUGUUGGUAAGAUAAUGUUGCCGUACGGUAUGGCUUCGCAAUCUGCGAAAGUGAUCGUGAAGGUUGGCAGCAGUGAGGCAAUGACUGCCACAGGCUCUCCAAGCCUACAGCAGAGCUCGGUCGUAGCUGAAGAGCUGCAAAGCGUCAUCUUCAAUAUGGCAGAGAAGAAGAUGUCCACAUCAGACAUCGCCGAUAUUCUCCAGAUCGGUGCUGACGUAGUCGACAGAGUUCUGCGAGGUGAGUCGUCUCGGGAUCUGCACCCGAGUCACGUCGAAGUCACGUUCGACUCUGUUCUAUACUUGCCAGUGCCAAUAGCGGUGUGGGAGCACCGGGGCUCAAUGGUAGACAUUGCUGUCGUGCCCCCUGGGCAGAGGGCCCCGCCGAUCGCGUCCCUGAGUCGUGAGGUUAAGAGUCUGGACUUUGGCGAUUCGCAGCCUCACAAGAUGACCAUGGGCAAGGUUCAGUGCACCGUGAGCGGGUACAAGUACACACCGCUCGACAUGGGGGGCCAGGGCCGCUCGAACGAGCCAACCCCCGUUGACUGUCAGCGCAGGUGUGCACGCACCCCUGGCUGCGCCCACUUCUCGCAUUGGCCUGCCGAUGGCGCCUGCCAUCUCCAGGAUUCUGACGCGAGUCCAGCACAGGAUCGGGGCGCCACCUCUGGGCCUCCCAAAUGCCAUGGUCAGGACGCAUACGUGGGGCUCUCGCUCCUGGGGACCAGAGCGAAGUGACCCAUAGCCGAGGCCUCUCUGCUCGGAGUUUUAAACAUGUUGCUUGGAUAAACUAUUGCUGCCGCGGCCUA
Prorocentrum cordatum is the source of this 2304-nucleotide messenger RNA. The record is from the annotation of a GenBank genome assembly. Lineage: Eukaryota; Dinophyceae; Prorocentrales; Prorocentraceae.